CCCUUCUGCAAUGACGUCACUGGUUGCCAUCAGCCCACCGAGCUGUCCAUGAGAAAAGCACGAUCUAUGAAGGGGCGCUUGCGCCUUUCCUAAUGACCUCCUGUGCGGCGCUCUUGGGCUUUCCAGCGGAGAUUCGACGAAAGCUCUGCUAUCCUUUCGGUCACAGCUCGAGUUCCACUGUGACCAGACGAGAUGCGACCGUGGCACUCGUCCGCGGACCACUUCUUCCGGAAAGUUAAACGGCCACGAGAUCGCGAGAACAUUUAACGAGAAGUUAGAUCGUAACGGAAACAAAUCUGUCGCGAUAUAUCCUGGUGCGCGUCGGAUGUAUCGCAAUCGAAAUUUCGUACAACGUGCGACGGUUUCCACGAGAAAAAGCUCCUCCUAAAAAGAGAGAAAGAAAGCUUCUACGCCGUGGUUUACGCAGUCAUUAAUUGUUCAUCGGCGUUCCGUGCACGAGCACGUUUUCGAUUCGAUUGAUCGAUAACCGUGAAUUAGGUCGUGCACAAGUCGCGCCCCGACAGUGAAAACAUACGUAUAGAAACCACGUAGGGUGAAGAGAUUCUUGAUUGGCGUUCGAACGGGCACCGGUCGACGUCUUCGACGAUCUUAUAUGCCUUGGACAAAGUUGACGUAUAUGAUGAAAUUACAGUUGCUUGUAAUCGAAACGGAUUACUGUUGGAGGAAAGCGUUGCUUAGGAUGGUAUUGGACCCCAAGGUUACGAGUCUGCACAGCGAUUACGGUAGCUUCGAUCGACCAUUGGGCACCGGAGAGGGCCACGAGAGGGACGUCGAAGCGGCGGUUGAUGGAAGCAGCAACGGGAUGGCACAGUCAAGCGACGUUUACCAACGGCAGCCAUUAUUACCUGGUGCCCCGACCAAAGGCAAGGACAAGUGGUCCGGCGUGGCGUCCGGCUCAGACUAUUACGUGGACGACGAGGACGAGAAGAUAGACGGUCUUGGCCGCCAUCCUGGGAUACCUAACGGCUCUGGGAAUGGCAUUGUCAAGGUCGACAUACCUGCGCCACUUCGCGAAGAACCCCGUUUCCCCAAAGAGAAGUGGAAAACCUUUAUUGCAUUUUUAUUCAUGGUGGUGAAUUUCAUACUAACCACGGCGUCCCUCGCAAUAGUGCACGAGCGGGUCCCGGAUCGAAACACAUACGGACCGCUCCCGGAUGUGGUAUUGGACAAUGUCGCCGCUCAGGAUUGGGCCCUCAACGUGUCGGAAGUUUUGAUUAUGUUAAUGUCCAACUCGGCGAUGGUUUUUAUUAUUUUCCAUAAGCAUAGGUUUAUCGUUGUUAGGCGAGUAUUUUUUUUGAUGGGGUUGUUAUACAUGAUGCGAAGUAUCACGAUGUUCGUGACGGUACUACCGGUAGCCAGUAAGACGUACUUCUGCAGCCCUAAAGCGAACAACACCAGUCCGCUUCUCGUUACGAAGAGGGUCUUGCAGCUAAUCUCUGGCUUCGGCUUGUCUAUAAACGGCAAGCACACUUACUGCGGGGAUUACAUUUACAGCGGUCACACAGUUGUGCUUGUACUUAGUUACCUGAUUAUCAAGGAGUAUUCCCCGAGGAGAUGUCAACCAAUCCAUUGGGUGGCAGGAAUUGCGGUUCUUGUUGGGGUAAUUAUGGUCUUAGUGGCUCAUGGACACUAUACGGUGGACGUCCUCAUAGCAUACUACGUAACCACAAAUUUAUGGUACAUUUAUCAUACGCUAGCCAAUAACGCGCAUCUUAAGCAAUACGAACCAAACAACUUUAUGACCCGGUUCUGGUGGUUUUUUAUUUUUAAAUAUUUCGAGAAAAAUGUGGGCGGCACAGUGCCACGACAAUACGACUGGCCUUUACCCUGGCCUCGACGAUUCCUUGCCAAGCACCCCAAUCGGGACAGUUAAUGUCCGUCUUAAUCUCACGAUGGAGGCUGUCAAACAACGGAGUUACUUUUGUUGUAUUUGUAUAUAUAUAAACAUAUAUGUAUACGUAAUAGGCUUACAAUGUGGAGAUAAAGCUUUACUAGAAAGUGGUGCGAGAGAUGUGCGUAAGCUUUCGUCAAACUUUUGUCUCGAGACAUGACGAAGGUUUCUGUAGUGUUCACUUACUUGAAACUACAACACGAACGAUAAGCGAAACAAAAGGGAUGCUUGUACCGUCAUGUUCGUUAUCGUCCAAUCGCGAAACCUAUUUUUCCUUGAUUUUGAUACGACUUAUACAUAAUGUAAGGGAUAGAUAACGAUAGACCGAAAAUUAGUCCUCACGAAGAAUUCACUUAGAGGGAGGUGUCCGAGAGUUACCGAACAGAGUAGUGUAUAAAAUAAAUGAUAGAUAUCUCUAUUUUCAGAUACUCCGAAUGCGAAAUACUUAGGAUAUAAAUUUACCGUUGUACCGCAACACGGUCAAGCGUGCGAAAACAGUCGGAAACUGUCAUUGUUAACGGUAGAAUUAACGCAAGAGACGAAUUUUUUUGUAGCUCUCGUUUCAAACAACGACACGAAUGAAAAAUUCAAAGCGUUGCUGCGCGUUCAAAACGCGCGGCUUUGUUUGCCGCGUAACCUUCCUGUGGCUAAUCUUUUGAAACGCGUUCUAAUAUUAAUCGACUUCCAAAUACCAAGACGACGCGUUUAUACUUAAUGCAACGGCGCCACGCCUUAUUCCGAUGAAAGUCAAUCGAAUUAAUUGAAUCUCGAUACUUGUAUUCGAAUUGGUCAAUUAACGUUCGUUUCCGUUCUUCGUAGCCCGCGUCUCGUAUAUUCCCCUCGAAAUUGAUAUUCUCGUGCGCGCAGAAACAUUAGAAGAAUUGGCUCGCAUAGCUUGAAAGCAAUCGUGCAAUUUCGUGGGACCAAAAUAGAACAGUUGGAAACGUAGCAGCGAUUGAAAGUAAUUGUUUUCAACGAAUAAAAGAUUAAUUCACAGUGGCAAUAGGCGCUGAUAUCGAGUCUCCCAGAACAUGAGCGGUCAAUGAAAGGUUUCAGAUAUUAAUGUUCUCAAUCUAGCUUGUAGACAAUGGUAUUUCAAAGUUCUCGUCGAUACUUUACUGUGUUCUCUUCAAGGUUUGCGUAAGAAAUCUUAUCUACCGCGACGCAUUUUCGCGUUUUUCACUUUCAACCGACCUAUGUGAUAAGAAGCGCGAUAUUAUAGGUUCACUUUGUGAAAUUCGUGAUUCCUCGGAAUAAGGUCGGCUUUACGCUCUAUACAUACACCAGAUGUUGUCAUGCGUACACGAAGACGGAGUUGCGAAUCGUGCGAAGAACGUUACGACGUGACAUUAACACCGUGACCCCAGCGCUAUAUAACCUCUCCACUAGCUCACCUCGACGGUGGUUUUUGUAAGGCUUUGUAAAGGAAUUUCAUCUCUGCCAAUCUUUUUAGAUAGAAGACGCGAAUAAUCAAAAUUUAAUGGGGAAUAAAUUGUAAAUUGUACAGCGAUAAAUUCAGGCGUAUAAGGCAUGUGUUUUUCAUAUAAUAAAAUAGCGAACGUAACAUUAAUACAAACGUAGUUUGAGUGAUUUCAAUGCGUCGUAAACGUACGAAAUGCGAAAGCGCAGCAAGGUGUUAUUUGAUCUCUGAUUCUUCGCAUGGUUUUUUCUUCCGCCGAUCUUCUAUCGUCUCGCCAUGUCGCAACAAUAAUUUCUUGCGAUUCUUGCCUCACUCUGACAUAAGAGCGUUCCUCAUCAGUUUCAUCGUCAUUUAUCUUUGUGCUACUAGCACAAACGCUUGGAGGUUUUGCGUUGAACCGUACAAGGCCACGCAAAGAUUGUUCAGUGAAUCUCAGUUUCUCUUGACCGAAAGAUGGCGAAACAUAGGACGUCGAAAACGGUCGAGAAAGCGUUUAACGAUUACUUGUAAACUCUGUGCAUAGUUUAAGCGACGUUGCCGGCGAUUUGUUGUCAUCUGCACGCACGAUUUAUUAUUGUUAACGCUCGUGCAGAACCCUCGUUACGCGUCGUGCGAGUUAUCUGUGUCUUUGAUAGAGCCGCCCUAUUCUCGGCAUCUCUGUCGACGUUACCGUAAAUAAAAGAGUUGAGAUUUCCGGAAGGAACGUGUCAGUGGUCCUGUUUCGCGCUUCAGAAUUCCUCUUUCGACCCGCGGUCGAACGAAUUUGACGGUUUGAAUGACGAGAGGAAGAGAUAGAGACCUUCGCGUCAUAGAAGAGCAGCCCUGUGAAAAGAAUCAAGGUUCGCGUUACAUUGUAAUUAAAUCAUUUUCCGUCUGUGAUGUUUAGAAAAGUCAUCGCGCGACGCAAACCAAAAGAAACGACCGCGAAACGAUUCGUACUGAUGCGCUCGAAUCACGGCCACUGAUAUUUCUUCUUAACCCUCUAUGGACCAUUUUCUCUGUUGAAAAUAACGUGAACAUAAAAUGUAAUUUUUUCAAGUUGUAACGAAUUUUAUAAAUUCCUCGAAAGUUCCGAAGAAAACGUCUUCGAAAGAUGAUCUCAGUUGGAUCGAAAUCACCUGACUUUUUAACCCCUAGACGACUAAAAGUUACAGUAAGGUAUUUCUGAGCAUAACUACGCGGAAUUUUAAUUAUAAUAAAGACAAAUUAUUAUCUCAUAGGGUCUUAAUAUUUAAGAAGAAACAUAAACAAAGUAAUCAUUUAUCGAUGUAUGGAAUGGUUUUAAAUGUUCUACAUAUAAUGGAAUAUUAUUGCUUGUACGAAUAUUAUUCCCGUCUUUGCUUAUGUUUGAAAUACGCAAAACGUGAAUAUUACGAGAUAGAAUAGUUUUCUCACUAUCGCUAGAAAUCAUACUAUCGUCAUAGCAUUUUGUACGCGUAAACGACCGUUCGAUGAAUUUCCUCUUGUGUCGACAAGGACAACGAACAAAGAACAAACGCAUCUGAUUGAAUAACAGUUGCUAAAUAACCAGUACAAUUUAAAGUAAUCGAAUAUCUCAUAUAUUAUACUAAUAUCGGCCGAUAAUCUGCAUGGCGUACCAAUACGCUUACGGUGGUGGCGGUGGUCAGUUCGAAUUCGUGGAAAGUGUAUUGGUACGUUUACGAUCGUCUAGGGGUUAAAACUGAAAGCCGUGUUUUCGCGCUGUAGUGUUCGACUAUCCCCACCACUUUGUUUCCCACGUCUUUGCAGAAAUAUCGGGCUCGAAAUCUCGAUUUACAAUUAGCGAGAGUGGCCGUUUGCGAUAAAUUGAGUUCGGCCCGACUCUUUACCUUUUUAAAUUGUCCCAGCGACUAAAAUGAAACAGCGAAACGACGUACCACGUAGUAAACACACUUGUUCACUGGACUGUAGGGGGUUGGCACACUCAUCGAUGCGUGUAUCGAAUAUAUUUUAAUAAGAUUAAAUGUGGUUCUUAGCGAUUCUUACGUAACGCAGCAUUCGACUCGCGCGAAGCGGAUCGUUCAAAUAUAUUUUUCAAUGUGCGUGUUAUAGAGACCAUGUAGCGCGUAUUGUCGUUGUUCGGAGACGAAACGCAAACGCGAUCGAUCGAUCACACGCGCGAUCGCUUAUCUGUAUUUGCAAUAUAUGUUAUUUGUUGUUCCUUUUGGGCGGACACGUUUUGGAAAGAAAGAAGAGAGCGAUGUCGGCCCAACGUUCAGGAACAGCGACCGCCAUGAUCUGCCAGAGAGAGAUAUUUAUAAAAGCGCGGUGAACUCGAGCCAAAAAAAGAAAAAAAAAACAACAACCGUGCUACUAUCUAUUCCCGCGAACAUUACCUACACGCACACGACGAAGGGAGAAUACGCUUCUUCCAUCGACGGAAGGGCCUCGUUUAUCUUUAUCAUACCGAGAGACGGAAGGGUAGAAAAAAGUAUCAUUGUAUUAAAAGAGAAGUUGUGAAAAAAAAGGAGGAAGGGCGUAAAAGCCCGCGAACACAUGCACGCACGUAUGCGACGUGUCGUGUAUGUGUGUUUAUAUGUAUAUACGUAUAUAUAUAUCUAUAUUUUUACGUGUAGAUAUUUUUUGGUAACUUGUUACGAUAAUUCUAUUAGACCAGUUAAGUAUAUACAUGCAUAUAUAUGUAUAUACAUAUAUAUAAAACUAUAAUAAUACAUGUUGUAAAUACAAGAAUAGCUGAAGAGAGCUUUGCGUCACGCGCGAAUCCUCGUCAGACCGAGUCGAGAAGACAUCAGAUGUAGGUUUGCUCGACGAUUCGCGAAAUGUGUUUUCUUCUGUGCCUGUAUACAAUUUUUAUUGCCCUCGGCAUCGACUGGUCCGACGCUCGUGCGACUUGGUUUCCGUUCUUUUAUCUUUUUUCUUUUGAUACAACGUGUAUUAGCAACCGAGUUCUUGCGAUAAUUUACCAGAGGUGUCGACGUUUGGAAUCGCACACCCUUUACGGCGACGAUGUCAAAUUGUAUUCGAAUUUUAUUUGAUACUUUCUGUAUUUAUGAUAUUUAUUACGUUUUUCUUUUUUCUCUUUUUCGUACGUUGAUCUAAUAAAGUUUCGAGCGAUACUCUCGCAA
This is a messenger RNA of Hylaeus volcanicus, 6418 nucleotides long. RefSeq names its product phosphatidylcholine:ceramide cholinephosphotransferase 2-like. Bases 614 to 1894 code for a protein of 426 amino acids. The transcript is spliced from 6 exons. Gene Ontology annotation, molecular function: ceramide cholinephosphotransferase activity; sphingomyelin synthase activity. The record is from RefSeq and is a predicted model, not a curated record. Gene Ontology annotation, cellular component: endoplasmic reticulum membrane; Golgi membrane. Gene Ontology annotation, biological process: ceramide biosynthetic process; sphingomyelin biosynthetic process. Lineage: Eukaryota; Metazoa; Arthropoda; Insecta; Hymenoptera; Colletidae.